Messenger RNA from Stereum hirsutum FP-91666 SS1, 2386 nucleotides. Its product is annotated as alpha/beta-hydrolase. The record is from RefSeq and is a predicted model, not a curated record. The transcript has 10 exons. NCBI's taxonomy places the organism in Eukaryota, Fungi, Basidiomycota, Agaricomycetes, Russulales, Stereaceae. Bases 219 to 1667 code for a protein of 482 amino acids.
GGUCUGACUGUAAAAUUGAGCAAUUCUGCGCCUACUAGCCCGAGACGCGGGGGUGACCCGUCUGCUUAUCCGCAUUCUCUCUUCUCACUCCUAACUCUCAUGUUCCUCACCCAUCUCCAUUAUUAACCGCCUUUCGACUGCCAGCGUCUCCAUAUUCCCUUUCUGCAUUCGCUGUACAUGCUCAGUGAGGAAACUGCUUGUCUAUAUAUCUCGUCCAAAUGCCCUACGUCGAUCUCGUGACUGGACAAGAUGACUAUGCUUCGCUGUGGUACACCACCAACAGCCUCAGCGGGACAGUCGGUGACUUCGACCCUGACAAGCCAGUCAUCAUCAUGCUACACCCUAUUUUCCUCGACUCGGAAUGGCUAUACCUCCAACUCCAGGAUCCAAGACUAGACCACAACUUCAACAUCAUUGCGUUCGAUGCUCGUUGCGCAGGUCGUACCCACUCGCGGCCAAAUGGAAAGCAUGACCACUGGACGGACGCUGCGGAUUUGGCGUUUGCCAUCCAGGCCUUGUGGUUGCCACCCGCUCACAUAUGGGCCUCAGAGUCCUUCGCAACGAACACCGCACUUCGCCUUGCCGCACUCUUCCCCGAAAUGUGUCUAAGUCUCGUCAUUUUGACCGUGCCGCCACCGACAGAACUGACGGCAUACUUCGGCCGUCUCGAGGAGUUGCUUCACACCUGGGGGUUUGCGGAUGAUCUGGAUACACUCGAGCACUCGUUAGCGGAAGGAAUGAAGCUCCUGAUUGGUUUCGACAUCCACGACGAUAUUCUUGAUGAGUUGGUAGGGUACCUGGAGAUGCAUUAUCCUCCUUGGAAGAGGGUUCAGAUUGCAGAGAUGAGUAAUCUCGUCAUGAACCGGACAGCGCUCACCCCCAAAGAGCUAGCAGCCAUAACAUGUCCAACCCUUCUUAUCCACGGCGACCGGAAUGAGCUACACCCCGUCGACUUUGCCAAGAAGAUGAAAGACGACCUGAUCAACGUCGAAGGCGGUGCCAUGCUCUACAUCAUGAAAGGCGCCUCAGGCUACCUCUCCGUCGACCCCUCCGCCGCGUCCAUCGCGAACCAGACCGUACACAAAUGGAUCUCUCGGUUCCGGCACGAGCGCCAGGAUUCCUGCAGGCCUGCGGAGCCCACGGACGAGCGAAUGAAGCGCGCGUUGCGCAAGUUGGGAGAGUUCGCGAAGGACGUGGAUGGGUUUAAGGAUCGGAACCCGUGGAGCUCCAUGAGCUUCUCGAGGGUGACGAGGGAGGUGGAGAAGGCGCAGAUGCAGAUGAUCAAGAGGGUCGCUGUUGGGGCAAGUAUGGCUUUCUCGCCGCUGGGUUCGGACGGAAGGCCUAUGCGAAAAUACUCAGAGAGACUACACGAUCAUUGGUUCACGGGUGAUCAAAACGGCUGGUCCUACGUCGAAAAAUUCAGACCUCCUACCCACCGCAACAAAAUCCCCAUUAUCGAAGAAAGAGCACACGACCUCGCCAGUCCAGACGUCUGCGCCCAUGCACCAGAAACGAUGUCCCAGGAGCUCAUCACGGAUAACGCGGCGAGGCGGAUCGCGUUCUCGCCGCAGACGGUCGCUAGUGUAGAGAGGACGGUGAUCAAGGGGAGCGUGAGCAGGGUGGCGAGCGCGACGGGAUUGCCAUUCACGAAGUUGCUCAAGUCUUGAGUGGGGACUCAUCAAAAAUGGCGUCCGGUUUCUUCUUCUUCUUCUUCUGAGUCUUUCUUUCGGAUGCACUGGUGAUUGAUGCUUCCGAGGAGGAAGACGGUGGCCGGUGUUAUUCGCGGAGGCAAUGGUGGCGGGAGAGGGGUGGGUUGAGCGGUGUGUUCCACCACCCAUGCGUCUGAUGGGGAGAGGUCUGGAGUAUUUAUAUUUGUUGAUUGAUGUUGGUCCUGAUGAUGAGAGUGAGAUGGAGUGGGGAGUCAGGAUCAGUCUCGAGAGCUUGGUGGCGGGAGUUGCAUAAGAUGCGAUACGGGACUCUGUUUCAGGCCGCCAUUCCCUUCUGCUGCGGUUCGCCUACCUGGCUCCUUCACCGUGCUUGGACAUUCGUGCUCAUACCAUCCUCACAGUCAUUUCUCCACGCACGUACGUCUACGUCGUACAUAACUUAACUUUAGAUACACACACAUCCACUCUUUCACGCCACACGCCACACGAACACACACACACCGCUCAAACUUGCAUUUGUUACUGUACAUACGACCGCGUUCAUCUUUCGUUUCUUGUCCACUGGCAUCGACCGUCAUGAUCUCUACGAUAAUAAGCACAUAUAUCCCUUUUUUUCAACCUUGGUCUACGUAGACGAUUCAUUUGGAAUUCGUGUGUACUCUAUAGCCGUUUUUUGAUCUUUUAAACCUAGUAUACCCCCUCUUCAAAGCUUCAAAUCC